Messenger RNA from Drosophila mauritiana, 431 nucleotides. RefSeq lists its product as uncharacterized. The transcript is spliced from 2 exons. Bases 96 to 305 code for a protein of 69 amino acids. The record is from RefSeq and is a predicted model, not a curated record. NCBI's taxonomy places the organism in Eukaryota, Metazoa, Arthropoda, Insecta, Diptera, Drosophilidae.
GGUGUGACAACUCUGUGCGGCCUACGUGAGAACAACAACUAGUCAUCAACAAAAACUAAUAUCCGCAAGAACUAAUCAAAAAUUACGAAAUUAAAAUGAAAAUAUCCGUUUUUGGGGAGCUUAACACUUUCGAGCUGUUUGUCCUGUCCACUGUGAUACCGGCGGUGUUCGUUUACCUGUGGACUCUGAUAUCUGGCGAUAUGAGGAAUUUCAAGGGCAGCAAAUUGGCAUACUCAGUUUAUACGGCCAAGGAUCCCAUUAAUUGCUAUCAAGACUACGAACCGGAGAAGCAAAAGGAUACGUAGACUAUGUGCCCGGUUGGGUUACCAGGAACCAACAUCUUUUAUACUUGUAUAUAUUUAUGAGAAUUGUGUGAUGAUCAAAAGAGGGUUCUUGGAAAAGGACAAUAAACCUUUGUGGGCUGCAUUUAA